AUGGCACGGGUCAGCCUCGCACCCACCACGCGAGCCCCGGCCUCGCCUAGAUCCAAGCUGGUUUGUGGAAACUCGCCCGAUGCCAAGAAGAUGAAGAAGAAGAGGAUGAAGCGCGAGAUGAGGUGGACCCAUGGGUGGGUUACCCAUGCUUCACACAUGACGGCGAGCCGAGACCCGCCCAGAUCCGGGUGGGGCUUGAAUUUGCGCGGCGACACGAGGUCAACCCAUGGGUGGGUCACCCACGUCGUGCGUAGUAGAGCCCCGUCCAGAUCCGGGAAGGGCUCGAAAUCGCACGACGACGCGAGGGUGACCCUUGGGAAGCAGAUGCGAGCCAAUACCUCGACGUCAUCAUCCUUCAAGCAGCAAUUCUUGAGGAUUUCUUAUGAAGAACUCUUGAGAGCUGCUGACAAAUUCUCCGAGACCAAUUUGAUUGGUAAAGGGAGAUACGGCAUGGUUUCUAAGGGGAUUCUUGGCUGCGGCAUUACGGUGACGGUGAAGAUACUAAGAGUAUGUUCAAGUGUGGACAUUCGUGGCAACGACUUCAAAGCUCUGAGAUACGAGUUCAUGGCUAAUGAAAGCUUGGAGGAGUGGCUGCACCCUGGAACUAUAGGACCAGAGAACAAGCACGGCGAAUCGAGAAGUCGAAGAUUCACCCAGAGGUUAAACAUCGCCAUCAACAUAGCUACUACGAUCGAAUAUCUCCAUAAGGGUUGUUCUCUAGCAGUCAUCCAUGGAGAUCUGAAGCCAAAGUAUGGCAUGGGACACAAUGUUUCCAUGCUUGGGGAUGCGUACAAUUACGGCAUUUUAUUAUUGCAAAUGUUCACCAGAAAGAGGCCCACUAAAGAGGCCUUUGAGCCCCAUUUUAACCUACAUAGCUUUGUCAUGAUGGCUGUUCCCGGCCGAGCGAUAGAUGUCAUAGACUUGAGGCUUUUGAGUGCAACUGGUGAUCAACAACAGGAGUUCAUAAUCCGAGAUUGCUCGACUUUCAUACUAGAAGUUGGACUGGCUUGCUUGAUGGGAUCACCGCGAGAUCGGAUGGACAUGACCGAGGUGGUCAAGGAAUUACAUUCGAUCAGGGAGAGUUAUGAAACCAAACAGAGGAGUACAAGGAUGUAG
Rhodamnia argentea is the source of this 1116-nucleotide messenger RNA. Its product is annotated as probable LRR receptor-like serine/threonine-protein kinase At3g47570. The record is from RefSeq and is a predicted model, not a curated record. Bases 1 to 1116 code for a protein of 371 amino acids. NCBI's taxonomy places the organism in Eukaryota, Viridiplantae, Streptophyta, Magnoliopsida, Myrtales, Myrtaceae. The transcript is spliced from 4 exons.